Caretta caretta (loggerhead turtle) is the source of this 747-nucleotide messenger RNA. NCBI's taxonomy places the organism in Eukaryota, Metazoa, Chordata, Testudines, Cheloniidae. The record is from RefSeq and is a predicted model, not a curated record.
AUGGAGGCUUCUCUUGCUGCCUGCAUCCUCGCUGCUCUCCUGGCUACGGCGGGACAGAAGACUCAGAGCACUCUCAAGGGCUGUGUGACAUCCAGCGUAUGUAAAGUUGGCCCCACCUCUGUUAAUUAUGGGAACGGAAUGACAACAAGGACGACCUUUGCCUGCUGCUUGGGAGACGCCUGCAGAACAACGACCAUGACAGCGUCCCCGGCUGACACCAAACCCAAUGGCCGGAGCUGCCAUUUCUGCAACUCUUCAUUGCUACAUCAGUGCAUAGAAAGGACCAUAGAGUGUGCUGGAGCUGAGACCCAAUGUGUCCAGGCUGGUGUACUUGGCACAUCGAACUUCGUGCAGGGCUGCGCUACCGAGUCCUUUUGUGCACUAUCAAAAAUCGAUUCUGGGAUCUUCGGAAGGCUUGAUCCAACUACGAUCAACUGCGCAGCAGCCUCCGGAGGGGCCGGCCCAGCUCUGGGACCCGCCGGGCUCCUCCUUCCCGCCCUCCCUGGGCUCCUCCUGCUGAAGUUUCUCUCCUGAUUCCCCACUCAGUGGCCACACCACACUCAAUCCCACCCCGGCUGCAUGUGCCUGCAGAGGUCAGAGCAGAGGCAAGUGGCAGCAGAAGGUGACCAACAGGCAGUUGGUGGAGCGGUGAGCAUCCGGCCAGCAGAAGGGAGGAACAGAACAGAUGGCUGGCAGGUUGGCCAGCCGGAUCAAGUGCUCAAAUGGCGGCGCAAGCAAGGUGCCUUU